Molecule: messenger RNA, 5289 nt
Organism: Cheilinus undulatus (humphead wrasse)
Lineage: Eukaryota; Metazoa; Chordata; Actinopteri; Labriformes; Labridae
Gene: dolk
Product: dolichol kinase
Exons: 2
Coding region: 1485-3056 (523 amino acids)
Biological process (GO): dolichyl monophosphate biosynthetic process
Cellular component (GO): endoplasmic reticulum membrane
Molecular function (GO): dolichol kinase activity
Source: RefSeq, a predicted model, not a curated record
AAAAUACAUAGCGAGUCAGAUUAAAUAACUGGCUGUAAGACACACGUGAUAAAACACAUCAAUGUUACACAGUCAUGCUUGUUUCUUUAAUGUGUGGUGUAGCUGGGGUAGAGCAAUGUGGGGAAAAGGUUAUCCCUACUGAUCAAUCAAAUAAAACAAAGACACAUAAAAUAUAUAAUAAUAAUAAUAAUAAUAAUAAUAAUUAGUUCUAUCAAAGUUUUCCAUUUAUUUUUGAUGACUUAAUCACAGGGGUGAAAAGGCAAUUUAAAGAAUGCAUGCUGACUAAUAACACUGAUGCCGUUAUGCAACUGGCUAAAGUAGCUUUGUAACUUAAACUGGAACUCAAUUUUUUAUUUUUUUUUUUAUUUUAUGAAAAAAUAUAUAAAACCCAUAUUCCACUGAUUAACACCACCCUUGAUUGACUAGUAGGUCGACAAUCUUCUAGAGGACUAGCUAGAGUUUUGAUGCCACCUGGAAGCUUGUCUUUCUGAUUUUUUGUUACUGUUAUCUUAAAAUCUACCAGUAAUGCAACCUUUCUUAAAUUAUCGGCAGGUGCAGUUCAUUUGAUUAAUUAUUUACAAAGCCUAUACUAAAUUAGAUUUUUUUUAAUUAGCUGAAAGCACAAAUAGUAAUAACAAUGACAGUAAUAAUAAUGAUAUAUUGAUAACAUUAUUAAAAAUGUUAAGAAUUACUAUCAAUAAUAAUAAUAAUAAGACGAAGGAGGGGAAGAAUAUAAAACGGAUCCCAAACGAGAUCCGGAUCUUAUCGUUCAAGUAAAGGGUUAAGCUCUUUUAACCUACUCGUUCUCGAGCGACACAUCACUACUUUUUCCAAAAAAAAAAAAAAAAAAAAAAGACUGCCAUCUUCAGACGAGAAAACGUACUUUUGAUGCUUUUUCAUUAUUCACUCAGUUCUUCAAAUACAAUAUUCUAACGAGAAUAAAACAUCUUAACCUGCAAACAUCCGUUUAAGAGGAAAUUUAAAAAUUUUCGUAAGGUUUUCGUGGCCGGAAAGUGUGAUUCAUGAUUCUGUCUUUCUAGCUUAAUGCAAAGAACAUGUUGGUUUAUGGCAUUUACCCGGAAAAAUAAAAUAGUCUCUAUUUUUUCGUCAUUGCUGUUACAGUUCCAGUAAUUCUUUAACAUUACUAAAUAAUAUUAAAACAGCGUAAACUAUGCCUUUAAGAGAUAGUUUAUGGAUGUACCACGUGAUCCGGCUGUCAAAUAUGGCCCCCUCCUACUGGGUGUGAGAGAAGAGACAACUGACAAAGGAAAGAAAAUCAGUCAAAGAGGACGUCACCUAUUCAAUUCAAAAGGCUAUUCCGUCCUUUUAACACUGCACUGAUGUGAUAUCCUGAGACAGUGAAAAUGCCUGCCAAAUGAUGAAGUGUGCCAAAGAGAGGAACUGACAGAAGACGGCCUUCAUUGUUGCAGACCAUCUGUUCAGAUCACCCCUCCUCCCUGCCUGCCUCCAUCCACCCUGCAGCCAUGCAGAUCAAUCCAGUCUAUGUGGAGUCCUCUGUAGUCUUGGCUGUGGUGCUGUGUGUCCACAUGGCAGUCUGGAACCAGCACUCCUGGUGCAGCAUAGCCCUCUUCAUCCAGGCUUUCUACGUCCAACACAAAUGGGACCGUCUGCUCAGGUCAGGAGGUGCCGUUUUCCAGUUCCGACCUUCGGCGAGCAGCGGCAUCGUCCCUGCCUCCAUGGUGAUGCCUUUACUGGGCCUGGCGCUGAGAGAAAAGUGCUCUGCCUCAGGGAAUGUCUACUUUGAGCGCUUCUCCAUGGUGAUCACCAUCACAGGCAUGAUGCUGGCUCUGUUUCUCUCCCUGAUCGCUCUGGGCAUCACUAGACCUGUCCCCACAAACACUUGCAUUAUCGCAGGCAUGGCUGGCAGCGCAAUUCUCUACACAACUAAACAGACGCUGACUGUAUCUGAGGUCAUCGAGGUCCUAGAGGUGCUGCUGAUCUUCGUUUAUCUCAGCUUGAUUGUGCUUUAUUUGCUGCCGCGCUGCUUCACACCUGGAGAGGCGCUCCUGAUUGUCGGUGGGAUCAGCUUCAUUGUCAACCAGCUCAUCAAACGUUCCCUGAACUUAGCAGAAGUCAAAGGCGACCCUGUGAACUAUUUCCUGCCAGUGGUAGUGUUGGGCUCGUUGUUGCUGGGUAUUUUCUUCGCCCUGCUCUUCUGCUUCAUGGAGUCUGAAACCUGGGUGUCGUCGCUGUUCUUCCACAUGAUGACAGCCGUUCUGGCUCUGGGGAUCCUCAUGCCAUGGCUUUCCCUGUUCAUUGGGCGGCACCCUCUCAUGUGGUUGCUAGACUUUGCCACGUUAAAUGACAGAAGACUGUGUUUGCUGGGGUACUGGGUGUUUCUAGCUGUCGUGGCAACUUGCGUAGUGUUACACCAGAACCACCAGCGGCAGUCCGGGUCCAAAAAGCAUCAGGCAUCUACAGUUGUCAGGAAGUACUUCCACCUCAUAGUGGUAGCUACAUAUGUUCCAGGGCUGAUAUACGACAGGCAGCUUCUCCAUGUGGCGUCCGUAGGCUGCUUGGCGGUUUUCUUAUUCCUGGAGUAUGUGCGUUAUUUUCGAAUCAGGCCGCUCGGUCAGCUCCUCAGGCAGGUCCUUACUUUAUUCCUGGAUGAACGAGACUCUGGGCCUCUUAUUCUGACCCACAUCUACCUGCUGAUGGGGAUGUCUCUACCGAUAUGGUUGUUUCCAGGACCCUGCGCCCCUAAGGGGAUACUUCCUGGUGCAGGCGGGUUGGUGCCUUACGCAGGUGUGCUUGCCGUUGGAGUCGGAGACACUGUGGCGUCCGUGUUUGGCAGCACCAUGGGGGAGAUACGCUGGCCCGGCACAAAGAAAACCAUGGAGGGGACUGCGACGUCAGUGUUUGCUCAGAUCAUUGCUGUUGCUAUGUUCCUUAUCUUUGAUGGGAGCAUCAAUCUGAACUCCAGCUACUCGUGGAUUGUCGGUUCUGUCACUCUGGUGGCCAUGCUGGAGGCCUACACGUCCCAAAUAGACAACCUCCUCCUCCCACUCUACCUCUUCAUCCUGCUGUUACUUUGAGCCGACAGAUGGCACAAAUAAAAAAAGGCAGAUCCACCCUGCUGUCCUCAGCUCUUCAUGGGGGUAAAAAGAAUGAUGACUUUGGAAAAAUGAAGCACGACAUACAAACAAAUGUAAUAGUUGAUGUGAUAGAAGUCCCUUUAGGAAACAGUGGAAUCUUUUCUGUUAGCACAAUAAGGAAUAUCCAAAAUCUGACUGCUUAAUUUAGCUGGGUAAAACCUGCUUUAUGUGGUGACAGAUGUGAUGUUAGCAUGAAGUUGUCUGUUACCUUUAAAGCUUGGAUCAUAUCAGUUGCUUUCAGGAUCAGAAUUAGUUAAAAAAAAAACAUGUUGGGAUGUAACGAUAUCUAUCAGUAGAAUAAAAGAAUCAGUACAGAUAAGGACUACAAAAAUAUAUAUUGCAAUACUCUUUAACCAACCGAGUGCACGGUCAGCUUUUGUCUUAUCUUAUGCAACAUCAGUAGUUGAAGACGAAGGGUAUGCAGACAUGACCCACAUUUGUAGAAGUUUGAGAGUUAAUUAUUUUGUGCAUCUUCUCUCCUCUGACCUGCAAAUCAUUCCCCUUCGGCCAGGAUGAAAGCUCUUCAAAUUCCUUAAAUGCAGCUGGAGGAGGCAAGCAUUGAGGAGAGAGGAGGCUUCUGGAGAAAUUUAUAUAUUCUAUAACUUUAUGCAGGGUAAUUUAAUAAAAAGUGCAUUCAGAGGGUAUUCAGACUCGAUUUUAUGUUAAAGCUGAAUGCUAUAGUUGAAAAAAUCAUUUUUAUUCUCAUUAAUCUACACUCAGUGCCCCAUCAUUACAAAGUGAAAACAGAAUUUUGGAAAUUUUUGCAAGGUUAUUAAAAAUAAAAAACUGAAAUAUCCCAUUAUUUCCCAGUAUUCAGAGCCUUUCAGAGCCCAUUUCUCUGGAUCUUUACUGAUGUUUCUACGCCUUGAUUGGAGUCCACCUGUGCUAAAUUAAAUUGAUUGGACAUGAUUUAGAGAGGCACACACUUCUCUAUCGAAGGCCUCGUAGCUGACGAUGGUAUCAGAGCAGAAACCAAGCCAUGAGGUUAAAGGAACUGCCUGCAGAGUUCAGAGACAGGAUUGUGGACAGGCACAGAUCUGGGGAAAGCUCUGAAAGUUCCUAAGAGCACAGUGGCCUCAGUAAUUCUCAUAUGGAAGAAGUUUGGCAAUUCCUGAGGAUCAUUUUUGAAACAUCAACUUCUCAUUUUUCCGUAGCUUUAGAUGCAUGCCAAUUUUCAUGCAAAUCAAUGCAUGUUCAGUGCCCCAAAAAUGUGGAGGAAAACUGAACGCCUACAAUUACAACAGGGCUCUCAGACUCUAAUGAUGAAACGGGUAAAAAUCUGAACACACAUAACAUGAAGCAGCAUGUAAAACAGUUUAUUAUAUUUAUUCAUAAAUUGACUUAAGUCUCAUGCCUGUAAAAAAAUUACAAAAUUGUGCAUAUCAUAUUAUAAUCUCAGUAUAAUAAUCCAUCAUAUUGAGAGUCGAACGUAUCGUUACAUCCCUACAUGUGAGUCAAAGUUGCUCUAACUGUGUCUGUACUGACAGUGGAGGUGUACAGUUGCUCCAGCGCGUCACUGUCCCGACAGCGAGGUGACAUUAACUCCUCCUGAAUUAUGCAACAAGAGAUACUUUAACAAACGUCCUUUAAACACUCACUGGAAAGAGCGGACGCUGCUAACACUUUUUUUGAUCAUCAUCCAGACGGUCUAACCCGUCUCGUCCCAAAUGGAAACAUGCCUUUAUAUUGCCUUUGAAGAACAUUAUUUCAAGUUCCGUCUUUUUUUCUUAAAUUUUUGUUAUUUAGCCUCCCUGAUGGCAAUAUGAAGAACUUAACUGCUGAAAAUAUUUGCCUUAAGAUGUAUAUUUUCUACACACUAUUGUAAAUGCUGUAGAUGAAUGCAUGGCAGUCCAUCUCAACUCUUCUUAAAGGGCUGAUUUAUAUUUCAGUGUGGCAGAAAGUCACUAUGCUAAUGCAUGACACUUGUGAAAUUCAGUACUGUAACAUGACUGCAGGUAUUAUACAGUGUAUUUUUUAGUUCACUGACUUUGCUUAAUAUUUGUUGGGACCCCUUAAAUAAAGGUAAUAUAUACAUUUUCUUGUUAAACUGAGCCUUUAAAGCCCUGCAGAGGUUUUUAGUUUGUAAAUAUGCUUUAGGUCUGAAUUAUAAGUAAAGGCCUUUUAUUUGUUGCUGCAUCUGUUCCUUUUAAUUUUCUCUAAGACAAUUUAAUCA